Molecule: messenger RNA, 2987 nt
Organism: Parnassius mnemosyne (clouded apollo)
Lineage: Eukaryota; Metazoa; Arthropoda; Insecta; Lepidoptera; Papilionidae
Source: the annotation of a GenBank genome assembly
AGUGUCAGUUUUGUUAUAGCAAUAAAUAGUGUCCUCAAUAAAUAUUGAAAAAUGAUUUUAUUAUAAACAUUAUUACAUAAAGUCAUGUAUGUUUUUAUUACACAAAAUCGUCAAUAAUAAUGUCUAAAGUAAUUAACAAGGAAGGUGUAAAAGCAGGGUCUAUUUAUAGAGUAGCUCUUGAAAACUUUGUAACUUACAAACAAGUCGAGUUGUUUCCCAGUCAAUCAUUAAAUUUGAUUAUAGGACCAAAUGGAACUGGUAAAUCGACUUUUGUGUGCGCUAUCAUUUUGGGCCUUUGUGGGAAAACUAGUGUUAUAGGACGGGCUAAAAAGAUAUCAGAAUAUGUUAGAAGUGGCUGUGAAGAAUCAACUAUAGAGAUAGAACUGUACCAACAACCUGGGAAACGGAAUGUCAUUAUUACAAGGACAUUCAAUCUCAAGGAUGUGUCCAAUUGGGCAAUUGAUCAUAAAACUGUUAGAGAGAAACAGGUGCAGGAGCUAAUAGCCUCUUUAAAUAUACAGGUAGACAAUCUGUGCCAGCUUCUUCCGCAAGAUCGGGUGCAGGACUUCUCCAAAAUGGAUCCACAACAGCUACUUCGUAGUACUUUAUCUGCAGUUGGUGGGCAACAGAGUGUCUCACAAUUAGACGAAUUGAUUGAAAGUCGAAAUAAGCAGAGGGGUUUGUCAACUAAGUUACAGAAUAAUGCCCAGCUAUUACAGGAACAAAUAAGACUUAAUGAAAGAUUAAAAAUUGUGAUUGACGGUAUGAAUCAACGAAAGGCGAUUGAAAAAGAAAUUGAAAUAUGCGAGAAAAAGAAACUUUGGAUAGAAUAUCAGGACCUACGAGAAAAAGUUGUAGAGUAUGCAAAUGAUAAGAAAGAAGCUGCUAAAUUGGUGAACUCCCAUAAAAGUCGAAUGGAGCCACUGGAGAAAAUAAUUGAAAAGGCUAAAGUUGGUAUAAGCAAGUUGGAACAGGAAAAAUUGUCAGCCAAUAGAGAAAUCCACACACUUAAAGACAACAUAAAGGAAACAAUAAACACUGCUCGUCAGCAGGAAUAUCUGCUAAAAGAUAUAGAAGCGUCGCUACAAGAAAAGUUAGAACGGCACAGAAACAGAGAAAAAGAAUUGAUUGAAGCUAAAGUUAAGUUGGAAAAAUUAAUCACCGACAAGACUCGCUUAGUUGAGACUGUAGGAGAUGGUAAUAUACUUAUUUAAGUCUUAAUAUUUUGUCCUUUUUUAGGAUUCCGUACCCAAAGGUAACCAAUGGGACCCUGUUACUAAGCCUCUGCUGUCUGUCAGUCUGUCUGUCAGCGGGCUGUAUCUCAUAAUACAUAAUAGGUAGAGACAGUUCAAAUUUUCACAGAAUGUUUAUUUCUGUUGCCUCUGUAACAACAAAUAAUAAAAAUAAAAAUAAAUUAAAAGUUAAAGGGGACCCUACUAGAAAAGUGUUUUACGAUGGUAUAGAACCCUUCAUGCGCAGGGGGUUCUCAUGCUGGUCUACCUUUCCGGUAAUCCUGGUAUGGAAUACGGGUACGCGACCCCGGCUCCCCGAGCUACUGUUAUUCUCAUACCUUUCCUGCCGAGAUAACAGUAUCCUUACACCUAUGCUCCUACCCCCAAACUUCUUUUUCCUUUUCCCAAAAUGGUAGCUUCCUCUACCAGCAAUAGCAUACCCAAAGAGGGUUGGUGUCAGGCAGGCGGCUGACUGUAAAACUUUUGCCAAAUCCCAUGCAGUAAAUGAAUAGUACGAGUUGUGGGACAUAUGACAGGGCUAGGGCGUACCCCGCAGGCGACGCGCAGGGGCAGCACCCGGCUCCUGUGGGAAGUGGGCAAGGGUUGUCGCACCUUACGGAGCGGGUGCGACGUAAGAGGCGAGCCCGGAGAGAGAAGAAUGUCAGAGUGAGGUUUGCAAGCUGGAAUAUAGGUACGAUGACUGGAAGAGGAAGAGAGUUAGCAGAUGUUUUGAAACGACGAAGAGUGAAUGUUGCCUGUUUGCAGGAAACAAAAUGGAAGGGCAAUAAAGCAAGAGAGAUUGGGGAGGGAUACAAGUUUUAUUGUGGAAGUGAUGGGAAGCGAAAUGGAGUAGGAGUUGUGUUAGAUAGUGGAAUGAAAGAACGAGUGACAGAUGUGAAAAGAGUAAAUGACAGAAUGAUAGUUGUUAAAUUAAUGAUUGAAAACAAAGUAGUGAAUGUUGUAAGUGUGUAUGCUCCGCAAACAGGCUGUGAAGAGAGUGUGAAAGAGAAGUUUUGGGAGGAAUUUGAUUGUAUGAUGAUGGGAAUACCUGAGCGUGAGGAUGUUUAUAUGGGAGGAGAUUUUAAUGGACAUGUAGGGAGAGUGAAUGACGGGUAUGAAAGAGUACACGGUGGAUGGGGGUACGGAGUGCGGAACCGUGAGGGGGAAGUUCUUCUGCAAGCAGCAUGUGCUUUCGACCUGGCUGUAGUAAACACGUGGUUCCAAAAACGAGAUCAGCAUCUUGUUACUUAUAAAAGUGGCCACCACGCGACACAGAUCGACUAUCUUCUGAUAAGACGGAACCAAAUCAAGAGUGUAAAAAACUGCAAAGUGCUUCCAGGUGAAGACUUAGUAUCCCAGCACCGAAUUCUGCUGGCUGACAUCUGCUUAACUGUUCGCCUCAACAAACAUAAGGAUCGUCCCCCACCCAAAAUAAAGUGGCAUUUGUUGCAUAAGGAGGGGUAUGCAAGUGAAUUUAGAGAGCUAGUUGUAAACAAGAUGAUAGAGAUGGGUGAUAUGGAAGGAAUGAGUGUGAAUGAGUGCUGGAAGGAAAUGGCUGAUUGUAUCCGAAGUGUGGCAAGGAAGGUGUUAGGAGAAACAAAAGGGAAGCGUACGAUAGAUAAGGAUGGGUGGUGGUGGAGUGAAAGUAUUAGAGAAGUUUUGAGAGAAAAGAAAAAUGCCUUUAAAGAAUGGCAGAGCGUAGAAGACCAGAAUGAAUCCAUAAAAGAAAGUAAGAGAGGGGCGUAUAAAGAAUGU